UUUUGCCGUCAAUGGGGAGGGGCGGGGCCACUUACUGCAGUCGUUACGUACAGUGUAAACAGGAAGUAGCCCGUUAGGAAAGAAGAGCAGUUUGCUUAUAUUCCGACCUGAGAGUAAGCCAUGGGAAAAAGCUGCAAGGUGGUUGUUUGUGGCCAGGCUGCAGUGGGUAAAACGGCUGUACUGGAACAACUGCUGUAUGCCAACCAUGUUGCAGGUUCAGAGCCCAUGGAGACCCUGGAGGACAUCUACAUCGGCUCUAUAGAAACUGAUCGUGGCACAAGAGAGCAGGUGCGAUUCUAUGACACCCGCGGACUCAGGGAUGGGAUGGAGUUUCCUCGACAUUACUACACUUUUGCAGAUGGUUUUGUACUGGUCUACAGCAUUGACAGUAAAGAGUCCUUUAAGCGGAUGGAGGCCCUCAAGAAGGACAUUGACCGUCACAGAGACAAGAAAGAGGUGACCAUUGUUGUGCUGGGUAACAAGCUGGACAAGCAGGAUGAGAGGAGAGUGGACUCUAACAUGGUUCAGAACUGGGCAAAAAAUGAGAAGGUGCGUCUUUGGGAGGUGUCGGUGGUGGAACGCCGAACCCUGAUCGAACCCUUCGUCUACCUGGCCAGCAAAAUGACCCAGCCUCAGAGCAAGUCCACUUUCCCACUCAGUCGCAAUAAGAAUAAGGGCAGUGGUUCCACAGACAGCUGAGUUAUCAGACACUGUUGUCACGUUAAAGAGAAGGGAAGAAGAAGAAGGUUAAAGGGAUCUUAGCUUGGCUGAAAAACUAUUUUGAUAAUAUGAAGGAUAAUUAGAUUAGGAGACUGAGAUGACAAAAAGGCAGGGUGAUUGUAUAAAUAUUUAUAUACAGUGAGCGCUGUUGGUAUUUUGGUGAAACACUUUUAUCAUAAAUUUGAAAAAACCGCUGAUCUUUUAUCAGCUAAGAAUUUUAUGAAAGCAAAUUGCUUUUGUUUUUCAACCCUCUUUUACUUGGUAUAUGGUCAAACUAUUCAUCCACAUUCUUUACAAUAACAGCUGUUGACAUCAGGAUUCAUGUUUUGGACCCACACUAUUUAGUUCCUAAACUACUGACAAUCAACAUGUCAUUUAUACUUAACCAGUCAAGCUCAGAGAAUCAUGGUGCCCACUGUAUAGAUACCGUAUGAUCGAGCACACAUGUACACUGGCUACUACACAGAUGUAAUCAAAAAGGCAGCAGUUACCUAAUGUUACCUACUUAUUGAAUCACACAAAUGCUGAAUUUCACAUGUUGUAAAAGAUUUAAAGGUGAUUGAUUAUUGAUACAUGAUUGAUGUACAGUAACUGUGCUGUUUGUUGAUCUGGAGAUUUGUUACACUAUAUUUGUUAUUUGCUGAAAUUCACUGUUGGAUGCAGUUCAUUGAAUGUUUGACAUUCCUCACCACAUAUUGCCUUCUGUACAGGCUUUAGAAAUGUAAAUACAAGAUAAACAUUGUUUGAAUGAAAGGUGGUUUCUGCAGGCUCAGGUGCUAUUUCUUUUUCUGUUUGUGACACAUGAAAGACAUAGGCAAUCUAUAAAGUAAAACGUCCUAGCAUAAACAACAUGACUCAUCAUAUAAUCCGUCAGUUACUGCUAGUAUAUGUUUAUCUAAGAUGUAGAAUACAACUCCUAUUCAUUAGUAGACCAUAGAACUGUUUGUUCGGGUGCAACAUGAAAGAAUGAGCGGCUUUUAUUGUUUGUAUGACUAAAAAGAGGAAAUGUGUUAAUGUAGUAUUUUUUUCAUGUGUUUGUGCCUCAGGUCAUUAACACUAUGUAUCAAACAUGCAACUUUUUUUGUGAUUCAAGCUUUUGUGUGUGUUCACUUGAUAUUUGUUUGCAUGCUUUUGUAAACAAUAUAAAUAUUUGUUUCUGUGCCGAACCAGAAUCUGUGGUUGUAUUUAGACACAGCUGUUUUAUUACAAAAGCCCUUUCGUCAGAGUUGUGAAAUUAAAAUGUGGUUAUUAGUA
Messenger RNA from Trematomus bernacchii (emerald rockcod), 1974 nucleotides. It is a transcript of the gene nkiras2, whose product is annotated as NFKB inhibitor interacting Ras-like 2. Gene Ontology annotation, molecular function: GTPase activity; GTP binding. Gene Ontology annotation, biological process: canonical NF-kappaB signal transduction. NCBI's taxonomy places the organism in Eukaryota, Metazoa, Chordata, Actinopteri, Perciformes, Nototheniidae. The transcript is spliced from 4 exons. The record is from RefSeq and is a predicted model, not a curated record. The coding region runs from base 121 to 699 and encodes 192 amino acids.